GGAGAGAGAGAGAGGAUGUCUGUGCAGCAGAGGAGAAAGGGUUAUGUGUUUGGGUAGGGAGUCGUCAAGAGAGAAUAGAGAAGGGUGUGAGUGAGCAUGCUCUGUUUGGACUGACAUUGGAUGCCGGCUUAGCUUAGCCCUCUGUCUUUUGCACAAACACACCCAGCAGCAGUGACACCUACCACACUCCAGGGGACAGAGGGAACGUCGCCGGAAUAAAAGCAGAGGAGGGGAAAAGUCGGGGAGCGAGAGACUUUAUUUGGGACUUUCCUUCCCUCGCACGAGCUUUCUCCUCUCAGGAAAUCCAGAGAGUGGGGCUUUGUUUUCCUAUCAGUAAAGGAUUAUUCUUCUUGUGACUUGUGUUCACCGUACAGGAUUUGUUUUUCAUUGAAAUCAACUCUUUUCUGGAUGUGGGAAUCUAACUUCAAACCUGCAAUUUUGGUGACUGUUUUUCAAAGAGAGUAUAUACCUGUUAAAAAGCUGCAGUGGUGCAGUGCCAAACAGUUCCUGAAAAUUUGGCACCAGGAGGAACAGAGGUGGAACUCGCGAAAGGAUAAUUACCCAGGGUUGGACAGAAUCUACAGUGAGUUGGCUAAACUGCCUCAUGUUGCCUUCUGUUGCUAGUGGCUGAUUAGGCAAAGCGAGGGAGUGGCAGGCUGACCACACACAGACAGACUGCUUACAGACUGUUGACUACAUUUUCAAGGCUGUCAGUGCAACCCAAAGCAAAUCUGUGAGCAUUUCCGUUUCUUUGUGCUGCUGCAUAAUCGUCCAGUCACCUGGUCGCUCUUCCUUUUUUUUUAGUUUGGCAUUCAGUUUGGCAGGUUUGAUGGAUACCGGCUUCACUUAAAGGAUGUCAGUGACUGUUUUGCUUGUCGUUUCCAGCGAUUGAGGGACUUUGGGAUUUCUCAUGUGACAUUUUGUAGUUUUUUUUGGAUUCCAGAUACUGCGGAUUCCCAUUCCCUUGUGGGCAGCUAUUUUUCCAGCUAUUAAGGAUUUGUUUGCCCUUGCCUGGACACAGCCCUCAUUCUUUCAUUACAGCUCGCCCCGGACCCUCAUGAGCGCAUGCUUCCUAAAUGGGGGAGCAGGAGGAAGAAAUAUGAUCCUCUGUUUUGUGGUGUGUUUAGGGCAGCAGCAACCCUGUGUGGUUUCCAUGGAAAAGGCCAGAAAAAUAUGGCACAGAGGGGCUGCAUAAAUGCUCAACCUCUAUGUCUGUGGUCCAAGUGAAAUCGAAGCCGGCUAGCGUAGCACUGCAAGCUCCACCCUGGAACUACUUGUUCAGACUCUUCUCAUGUGUAGCCACAAGGAACGUGCACAGGACUAAAGAGGUCCCCACAUUUCAAGAGAAGACGACAGCCUUAUUUGGAAAUCUUAUGGACGAAGAAAUGAGUCGCCAGACUGCCACCGCGCUGCCCACAGGAACCUCCAAGUGCCCCCCCUCUCAGCGCGUGCCCACCCUGUCAGGCACCACAGCCUCCAACAGCGACCUGGCCAGCCUGUUCGAGUGUCCUGUCUGCUUCGACUAUGUCCUACCCCCCAUCCUGCAGUGCCAGUCCGGACACCUGGUAUGCUCCAACUGCCGGCCCAAGCUCACCUGCUGCCCCACCUGCCGAGGUCCCCUGGGCUCCAUCAGGAACCUGGCCAUGGAGAAGGUGGCUAACUCGGUCCUCUUCCCCUGCAAGUACGCCUCGUCGGGCUGUGAAGUCACCCUGCCUCACACUGACAAGACCGAGCACGAAGAGCUGUGUGAGUUUCGGCCGUACUCCUGCCCCUGCCCCGGCGCCUCCUGCAAGUGGCAGGGCUCCCUGGACGCUGUCAUGCCUCACCUGAUGCACCAGCACAAGUCCAUCACCACGCUGCAGGGGGAGGACAUCGUGUUCCUGGCCACAGACAUCAACCUGCCGGGCGCCGUCGACUGGGUAAUGAUGCAGUCCUGCUUCGGCUUCCACUUCAUGCUGGUGCUGGAGAAGCAGGAGAAGUACGACGGACACCAGCAGUUCUUCGCCAUCGUGCAGCUCAUCGGGACUCGCAAGCAGGCCGAGAACUUCGCCUACCGGCUGGAGCUGAACGGGCACCGGCGCCGGCUGACCUGGGAGGCGACGCCGCGCUCCAUCCACGAGGGCAUCGCCACGGCCAUCAUGAACAGCGACUGCCUGGUGUUCGACACGUCCAUCGCACAGCUGUUCGCCGAGAACGGCAACCUGGGCAUCAACGUCACCAUCUCCAUGUGCUAAGAACAUUACAGAGACGAGGGUCAAAAAGUUACAGAUUGUUCGGGGGCAUUUUUUUAGGGGGUCAAAUCAGUUGUGACCUCACGCCGCCUCCCCCCCCUUCUCUGCCUCACCCCUUGAGACGUGGAACUGGACUGUCUGAUCGGGCAGCCGUGGAGGCCCAGGGGGUGGGAUGGAUGGAUGAAUGGAUGGAUGAAUAAACACAAGGACAUAGCUGUGUAGUGAUGGCUGUAGACUUCUAAACACACACAAACACACGUGAGGCUCGUGCACGCACACGCAGCCUCGCCCUCUAUUGGUCAUAAACACACGGACACAAACUGAGAAGCUGUUCAAACUCGCCUGUCAAACUCGUUUCCUGGCCACGUGUCUGUCUCAGAGUGAUCCUUCCCAUCAGUCUCAUUUUUAGUGUGUCUCUCCUCUGUGCUCUCGGCCUCAGUCAGACAUUUCAGACACUACAGCUCGCCGGCCCGGAAGCUGCUCGCCGCCGACGGCUUCACCCUGACGGAGGCUCAAGCUAUAUUUCAACACGGACUCCUGGUCAGUGUGAGGAAGCUAGCCAGCUAUCUAGCUCUCCCUUUCUGUUCGCAACCCACCUCAGUUACCUCCCCGGAUUGAACGGUUUCCACUCACUCUCGCAGGGCUUCGACCGUGGCUGCUAUUGACCAGCUCAAACUGGAACCCAUUAAAACCUUUUAUCGUUAUCGCCACCUGUGACCCACAUGGCUAUCGACGGCUGAGACCGGAACCGUCAUCCAUAGACAUGGAUGGCUGUAGCACCCCGAACCAUCCACAUGUGUCUAGGAUGGAGAAAAAAAAA
Stegastes partitus (bicolor damselfish) is the source of this 3051-nucleotide messenger RNA. It is a transcript of the gene siah1, whose product is annotated as siah E3 ubiquitin protein ligase 1. The record is from RefSeq and is a predicted model, not a curated record. Gene Ontology annotation, cellular component: cytoplasm. The transcript is spliced from 5 exons. Gene Ontology annotation, biological process: proteasome-mediated ubiquitin-dependent protein catabolic process; multicellular organism development. Bases 1209 to 2234 code for a protein of 341 amino acids. Gene Ontology annotation, molecular function: ubiquitin conjugating enzyme binding; ubiquitin protein ligase activity; zinc ion binding. NCBI's taxonomy places the organism in Eukaryota, Metazoa, Chordata, Actinopteri, Pomacentridae.